AUGCAGAUCAGAGCUGAGAGACAGACGUCUGUUUUGAAGCGACAUGUGAUGUAGCAUGUCAACUCACCACGCUGACGCACGGCUAAAUAAAUCAACACAUGCAUCCAAAUUAAUAAUAACACACGGACAAAACUGGAGAGAGCGCUACACAGAAAGAAACGAGUCUUGUCAAUCAGACACAGACGACAGCAGUGUCCUAGAGUGAGGCCCAGGCUCCAGCAGGCCUUGGAGAGCACCGGCAUGAUGGAGGGGGGUAUGCAGCUGCUGAACCGGGAUGGCCACAGCAUCUCACACAACUCCAAACGCCACUACCACGACUCCUUCGUGUCCAUGAACCGCAUGCGGCAGCGCGGCCUGCUCUGCGACAUUGUGCUUCAUGUGGCCAACAAGGAGAUCAAGGCACACAAGGUGGUGCUGGCCUCCUGCAGUCCAUACUUCCACGCCAUGUUUACAAAUGAGAUGUCAGAGAGCCGUCAGACCCACGUGACCCUGCAUGACAUUGACCCUCAGGCUCUGGAGCAGCUGGUGCAGUACGCCUACACUGCAGAAAUCGUAGUAGGAGAAGGAAAUGUGCAGACCUUGUUGCCAGCAGCUAGUCUCCUGCAGCUCAACGGAGUGAGAGAUGCCUGCUGUAAAUUCCUCCUCAGCCAGCUGGACCCCUCAAACUGCCUGGGCAUCCGUGGCUUUGCAGACACUCACUCCUGCAGCGACCUUCUCAAGUCAGCCCAUAAGUACGUCCUGCAGCACUUCGUAGAGGUCUCGAAGACUGAGGAGUUUAUGCUGCUACCUCUCAAACAGGUGCUGGAUCUGAUCUCCAGUGAUAACCUGAAUGUCCCAUCAGAGGAGGAGGUGUACAGGGCUGUGCUGAGCUGGGUCAAGCAUGACAUUGAUGGGCGGAGGCAACAUGUGCCCCGGCUGAUGAAGUGUGUACGUCUGCCCCUGCUGACACGAGACUUCCUGAUGAGUAAUGUGGAUACAGAGCUGCUGGUGCGUCACCACUCCGAGUGCAAAGACCUGCUGAUCGAGGCACUGAAGUACCACCUGAUGCCCGAGCAGAGGGGCGUGCUCAGUAACAGCCGCACCCGACCGCGUCGAUGCGAGGGAGCCAGUCCGGUCCUCUUCGCCGUAGGUGGGGGCAGUCUUUUUGCUAUUCAUGGAGACUGUGAGGCCUAUGACACCAGGACCGACCGCUGGCACAUGGUUGCGUCUAUGUCAACACGGCGGGCACGAGUCGGAGUGGCUGCUAUCGGAAACAAGCUCUAUGCUGUGGGCGGGUAUGAUGGCACCUCUGAUUUGGCUACUGUAGAGUCGUAUGACCCAGUAACAAAUGUGUGGCAACCUGAAGUGUCCAUGGGAACAAGGAGGAGCUGUUUAGGUGUGGCGGUCCUGCAUGGGUUGUUGUAUGCAGCUGGAGGAUAUGAUGGUGCUUCCUGUCUCAACAGUGCGGAGAGGUAUGACCCUCUGACCAGUACCUGGACCUCCAUUGCUGCCAUGAGCACCAGAAGGAGAUAUGUUAGAGUGGCCACAUUAGAUGGCAGUUUGUACGCUGUCGGUGGGUACGACAGUUCCUCACACUUAGCCACAGUUGAAAAAUACGACCCUCAGAGUAAUCUCUGGACUGCCAUUGCCAACAUGCUGAGCAGGAGGAGCAGUGCAGGGGUGGCUGUACUGGAGGGCAUGCUUUAUGUUGCAGGGGGCAAUGACGGUACCAGCUGCCUAAAUUCAGUGGAACGGUACAAUCCAAAAACCAACACCUGGGAGGGAGUGGCCCCCAUGAACAUCCGCAGGAGCACCCAUGACCUGGUCGCCAUGGAUGGCUGGUUAUACGCGGUUGGAGGCAAUGAUGGCAGCUCUAGUCUCAAUUCCAUAGAAAAAUACAACCCUCGUAGCAACAAGUGGGUGGCGGCGUCAUGCAUGUUCACGCGCCGUAGCAGCGUCGGAGUCGCUGUCCUGGAGCUCCUCAACUUUCCUCCUCCGUCCUCUCCCACUCUUUCCGUCUCCUCCACAAGUCUUUGACAAAGGGUAAAAACCCGGCUUAGCUCCAGCGGCCUGCCCUGCGUGGCAAAGAGGCGCAACUGCUCGGUUUGAGCACCGGGCGAGGAGUGUUUCGUGGGCAACAGCGGCCUCCCUCUGCCUGGAGGAAUACUGCAGCAUUCCAACAGAUCACAAGGUUAAAAAAGGAUGAAAAGAAAAAUCCCACACUCUCACAACUCUCACCCUAUAAACCCCAGUGCUUGAAAGUGCAAAAUAAUGUUGCUCUGCCAUUUUUCGGUCACUUUGUGUAUGAUGUAUAUCUAAAUGUAUAUUUAAUUUAUGUUUACGAUUCUUUUUUGAAAUAUUAAGAAAUAAUAUAUUAAACAGAAAAAAAAGUAUGAACAACUUUAGGAAUGUAGCUCUUGACAGGUUCUGCCACGCAUGUUUACAGAAAUUUCGUCUUGGCAGAACACAAUAAUGUAGUGCUGCUGUGCCACACUAGGUGGUAGUAAUGUGCAAUGCUGCCCUGUCUCACCACAGAUGCGCAUGGACAUUUACAAGCAGAAAAUUCUCACAAAGCGGGGGCUGGACUCUACACUACAUACAGCUGAGUCUGCUCAGUUAUGUAGUUGAUAACAUAAUAUAUGUUUUAUGUAUUUUCCCAUUUAUUUAUCAAAUGUAAUAUAAACAUAUGACACUAUUUCAGAGAUGUUUGAAGGACCACCUCUGACUUAGGAGGGGAGAUAUAGUUUUAUCGUACUUAUUGCAUAUCAGAGAAGCACUGGUGUUUGGUAUGAAAUGUGAGUGUUAUGGAGAACAGUUAUUUCGUGUUUUAUCCAGCGGACAUGUUCGGUUUGGUUUCUACAGUCAUGCAUUACAAGCUUUUGAGAG
This is a messenger RNA of Rhinichthys klamathensis goyatoka, 2865 nucleotides long. It is a transcript of the gene klhl17, whose product is annotated as kelch-like family member 17. The coding region runs from base 241 to 2016 and encodes 591 amino acids. The transcript is spliced from 12 exons. Gene Ontology annotation, molecular function: protein binding. NCBI's taxonomy places the organism in Eukaryota, Metazoa, Chordata, Actinopteri, Cypriniformes, Leuciscidae. The record is from RefSeq and is a predicted model, not a curated record.